Messenger RNA from Moneuplotes crassus, 927 nucleotides. The record is from the annotation of a GenBank genome assembly. NCBI's taxonomy places the organism in Eukaryota, Ciliophora, Spirotrichea, Euplotida, Euplotidae.
UAUAAAUCGAAUAUGGAUAGAGCUGAAAAUAGUGAAGCCUAUGACCAAAAUUUUUCCGCAGGAGAUUUUGAUGAUCCAAUGACAAAAUACGACAAUAUUGAUAUAUCAAAGUAUGCUAUAGAGCUCAGUUCAGUUCAGUGAGCCUAUUUGCAUAACUUACUGCCAGGAAAUGGCUAUAGGUUCGUGCCAGAGGAAACCACACUAAAUCAGAUUACUAAAAGGAAAAACAAGAAAAAGAAAAAUGCUAAAUCUGUCUUCACAGACAGUGCAAUUUCAAAUAGUGAUAAAAUGAGCUCUUCUGAGAGAAAUGUACAGGAUUCGAGUUCGAUGAAUAGUAAGAAAAGAUCCUCGACUCCUUCCAAGGCUGUAGUGCCUUCUGAGUUGGCUGAAUCAGCUAAAGAGAGCUUUGGAAGAGACAUGAGUGGUAACCAUGACUCUAUGAAACAGUAUAAUCCAUCAGAAUCUGCUAGCUCAAUCAAGAAUAUUGAGAAGCCAGUUCUUGCACAGGAACCAGUUCUUGCACAGGAGCCAGUUCUUGCACAGGAGCCAGUUCUUGCACAAGAGCCAGCUCCUGCUGCUCCAGUAGCUCCGCUCACUGAGAAACCAGCUGAGUUGACUCCAGUUCAACCUACUAUACCUCAGAACCCAGAGCCAUACCAGGAGAAUCAUAAUUUUGGAGGAAUCUCAACUGAGCCAGUACAGUUAAACAAGGAAGAGAAGAGAACCUUAGGAAGACAGAUCAGGAAGUUAAACCCCUCCUACAUGAGAGGGAUUAUUAAAAUUGUAACCAAAGGGAAACCUAUAAAAGAAGAAGCGCUUGAAUUCGACCUCAACAAACUGUCCCCAAGAACCAAUCAUUCUCUCAAGAAAUACGUUGAGGACUGUAACAGCUCUGAAGGAGCGACCCAGAUCGGAGGUGUAAACUAA